This is a messenger RNA of Guyanagaster necrorhizus, 1238 nucleotides long. RefSeq lists its product as uncharacterized. The transcript has 6 exons. Gene Ontology annotation, molecular function: SUMO ligase activity; zinc ion binding. The record is from RefSeq and is a predicted model, not a curated record. The coding region runs from base 1 to 1065 and encodes 354 amino acids. Gene Ontology annotation, cellular component: nucleus; Smc5-Smc6 complex. NCBI's taxonomy places the organism in Eukaryota, Fungi, Basidiomycota, Agaricomycetes, Agaricales, Physalacriaceae. Gene Ontology annotation, biological process: protein sumoylation; double-strand break repair via homologous recombination.
AUGGACGCGUUUGUGACAUAUCGCGCUUUCCCCUUUCUACCGACCACCAUGUCAUCGCGUCGCCGAUCCGCCAGAGCUCAAGAGUCAUCUGACAUCGAGGAAGGCGCUACACAGACGCCAUCCAGGGAGGACGUGGACAUGGAUGAUGAGGAUGAACAACCUCGUCGCAGGACCAAGAGCAAAACAGAUAAGAAAGAAAAGAGACCUCAAGUCAACGGCGAACAGCAUACAACGCCACGGGAGGCCCGGCAGCCGGACACAGACGACGAGGACCCUAUCGAUGUGGAGAACUUUGCCGACCAACCGCUCGGGGAGGGGGAUCUCCAGAAGCUGAAUGGGCUCUCGAGGGAUUGGAUGCUCAUGACAGCGAAGAUUCAAGAACAUUGUGGCGCCAUCGACGAUGUUGCGGUAGCUGUUCUUGACCACGGAGGAAAGGAGGUGGCAGACAAGAACCUUGAGGAAAUUGAGUUGUUGGUGAAGGGAUUCAUUGAUAUCGAGGCAGAAAUGCGAUUCCAUUCGAGCGUCCUAGAUGAAAUACAUGAGAAGCUAUCUAAGAAGGAGACUAUUUGCGAUGCUGUACCUCGUUAUCAUGCUGGCGUUUUGAAGCGUUCUCAGGAGUAUUCUGCGAAGACUACGCGUCAGAAAUACGCUAAAAAUGAACAGUACAAGGCUUUCAAGCAAGCUGUCUAUGAAGUAGACCAUCCCAAUGAACCUAUGCCACCAAUGACAGAACUGAUAGACAAAGAAAAUGGAGAUGAAAGUGACGAUGACGUCGAUAUUGAAGUUGGAGGCGUGACACAAGACUACAAGUGCCCUAUAACUCUUCGUCUUAUUGAAGAGCCUUAUACAUCGAACAUCUGCAAGCAUUCCUUUUCCAAAGCUGCCAUUAAAGAGAUGUUUAGAAACGAAUGCGACGCGAAGAAAUGCCCUGCUUCUGGAUGCAGAGCCUCGUUCAGGCUAUCUGACUGCGUACCAAAUAGGGACCUAGCAAGAAAGAUCAAGGCCUAUGAGAGGAGGAAGAAACGAGCGGAAGAGGCGAUGGAAGUGGAUGAGGUGAUUGAAUGAGGCGAUUGACGAUGAAGAUGAAGGGAAGCAGUGUUCUGACCUAUAGUCGAUCCACUUUGUCCUAUUUUACGUACGCCAGUGCCAAACGAUGAUUGCGAUGGUCUAAGAACGUUUCUACAAUGUUACUGGUACGAGUUGGUUUUAUUGUUAAAAAAAAGAGAAGAUACUGCAAG